Molecule: messenger RNA, 2847 nt
Organism: Oryzias melastigma (Indian medaka)
Lineage: Eukaryota; Metazoa; Chordata; Actinopteri; Beloniformes; Adrianichthyidae
Gene: lratd2a
Product: LRAT domain containing 2a
Exons: 1
Coding region: 349-1161 (270 amino acids)
Source: RefSeq, a predicted model, not a curated record
ACUUCCGCCUCUAAAGCGAGCAGCAGCGUGUUGGCGCAGGAAGUGUCGGUGAUGUGGGAGCCGCGGAUCGGCUGCGUGAGGCGCACUGUGCGUCGGGACUCGUUCAUCCAAGCUGUUGACAUUACACGAUCUUGAGGAUCUGGGAACUUUACGCACAGAAGCUGGUGGAUGAGGACACACCUGAAGGCGUUUCCCUUUUUUGGGUGGAUUUUUGCUGUUGUUUUUGUUGCUCCACCUGUUGAUGUUUCCUAAAACGGACCCAUUCUUUGUGUCGGAUGGACGCGCGCAAGUUUCGGAUGACCGGUAGCAGCCGUCGGCGUCAGAUUACGCGCAGGUGAACGCUUCAGCAUGGGGAACCAGAUGGACAAGCUGUCACAUUUAAGUUACGCGGAAGUUCCCACCGUGGAUCCGGCCGGUUUGGACUUGGAUGACGGUCCACGGAUCGGGGUGUCCUACAUAUUUUCCAGCGACGAUGAGCUGGAGGACGGCUGCGCGCUCGACGGCUCCGAAAAGGAGCCAAAUCAGGAAGAGGAGCACUUCGAUCAGCGCGACGAGGUGGAGUGCAGCGUCUACCACAGAGAGGAGUGCAUCUAUGAGAGGACGCGCCUGGAGGAGGUCUACUCCCCGGAGAACCUGCUGAACAAAUGCAAAGCGGGGGACUUGGUGGAGUUCGUGGCCUCUGGGCAGUACCCGCACUGGGCCGUGUACGUGGGGGACUUCCAGGUGGUGCACCUGCACCGAGCUGAAGUGAAGAACAGCUUCCUGACGGAUGCGAGCCAGGGGAGGAGGUGCCGGAUCGUCAACGACUCGUACAAAUUCAAGCCGCUGGGUUCGGACAUGGUGGUGCAGAACGCCAUGGAGCAGGUGGGGCUGAAGGACCGGGAGCUGAGCUGGAGGAACUCCGAGUGCUUCGCAGCCUGGUGCCGGUUCGGGAGGAGGGAGUUCAAGAUGGGGGGAGAGAUCCGGAUCGGGAAGCAGCCGUACAGGCUGAAAGUCUUCAUGUCGGACAAGCACUCGCACGUGCUGGAGUUCCAGAGCUUGGAGGAUGUGAUCACGGAGAAGAGGAGGAACGAUCACCUGGGCAGGACAGCCGCGCUGCGGGAGCUGGCCUGUCAUUACAGGAAUGUGGAGGAGAGCAAGAAGCAGCCAGGAGCUCAGUAACGUGCAGGCAGCUCUCCUAAAACUGUAGCAAACUCUACUAUAGGUUUAAUUCUCCACGAUUUCCUGCGUUUGCCUUAAUUAUUCAUCAUCUAUGGCCUUAUAAAUUCGAUUUAACCCUUUUAACACCUGAGAUGUCGCCGGCGACGCCUCAACAACAAUCUUUAACACACCAUAAACUCAUGUUGAUGACGUGCAGGGGCGGACUUACCAUUAGGCAAAGGUAGGCGAUAGCCAGGGCCCCCUAAUGUUUUGAAGCCCCGAGCUAAACACUUUAAAACACUGGUGUAAAAAACAAGGCCAAAUCCGCCAGAUGGUUUAAUCCGGCCCAGUUGUGAAGAAUAAAAAUAAAAGAAUGUUGAAAAAAGAAAUGUAAUUUUCUAGACUAUUCCUGAUGGUUCUUUAAAAAAAAUGCACAAUUCCGCCACUAGAGGGAGCAAAGGAAAAGCAACGCAAGUACUGUACAAGCACGAGCCACAUCUUGGUAAGAUGCCAAAAUUAACAAUUUUUUGGUCAAAUGAAUCUUAUAUAAAAUUAGUCUCCGUGAAUGAAUGUGUAACAAUUAGAGGUUAGGUUACUAGGUUGGUUAAGGCAUUUUUUCCAACUGAGAAAAAUAAAUAAAACAAAAACAAAGCUACAGAUAACAAGUUGACCAUAGAUUAUUUUGCCAUUAUAUUACUGGUCCGGCUCACUUGAGAUCAGACAGGUUGAAUGCGUCUCGUGAACCAAAAUGAGUUUGAAACCCCUGCUUUAAAAAAAUUCUAAAUUAAUUUCCACGCCUGUUAUGGUUUAACUCUGUCAUAAAAAAUUCAAAUAAAUGAAAUAAGACUGAAAGUGUUUUGUCCUCUCCCAUCUUUAGAUAGACUAUUCCAUCAACAGCAGAUAAAAUAUAAUUUUUAACAAUUAAAUGGGAUUUUACUCUUUUAAUACACAUCAAAACAUCUUGACAAUGUUCAAAAGUGGACUAGUAAAGAAGCUAUUUGAUGGAUGUUUUUUAAAGAAAUGAUUAAUACAACCGCUGCAAACGACCCGAUAUUAUUGUUCACCUGGGCCCCAAACUGCUAAGUCCGUCACUGAUUGUGUUAACGGUUGUAAAUUUAAUUAAAGAACAUCAACGCUAGAGCUCCGGUGUUAAAGAGUUAAAUCGGCACCUUCUGCCCUCAUAAAGCUCUCCAAACAAGUCAUAAAGGAGUGAAAUAGAGCGAACUCUGCUGUAAUUAUCCCUGAUCACAACUUGAUCCUAUAUUGAUGUUUAAUUUAACCUCUUGGCUCAGAAAAAACUGCAGCAAACCUUUUAUUUUUUUUUUAAAGAUCAUUUUUGUAUCGGCAGACCACAGUUUGGACUAAAAGCUCCCUGGAAAUGUAGGUAUGCAUCUUCAUCACUCGAGUGAAUAAACUUCAAGGAGGUGCAGUAUGUUGUUUGCAUUUUGUGCACAUUUUUGAUCAUGUGUCAUCAUUAUAAAUGUAAAAAAAAAAAAAAAACGAGUCAUAUUUGAGAUUAAAUAUGAGAUGUUUAGUAGAAUUGUUUUUUAAUGGACAAAAACAGUCAUUUUUUAUCAUUUAAAGUUUUAUUUUGAAAACUAGUGUGGGAAUCAUUUUUGUGAGAUUUAGUUAUUAAAGCAACUUCAUAAAAUCCUCUUUUAAAACAUGUCAAUGUUUGUAUGUUACUAAAUAAUAAAAAGAACAGCC